Molecule: messenger RNA, 1902 nt
Organism: Aphis gossypii (cotton aphid)
Lineage: Eukaryota; Metazoa; Arthropoda; Insecta; Hemiptera; Aphididae
Gene: Ras85D
Product: GTPase HRas
Exons: 7
Coding region: 503-1072 (189 amino acids)
Biological process (GO): Ras protein signal transduction
Cellular component (GO): plasma membrane
Molecular function (GO): GDP binding; GTPase activity; GTP binding
Source: RefSeq, a predicted model, not a curated record
GACUACGAAGUACGAGUAACGAGUUACGACGGACGACGACGACGACUGCGACGCGCGCGCCGAGGAACGUACAUAGCGGACAGUUGGACAGGCUGCGUGCGCCGUACAAAAGAUGGCUGUGCUGUAAACAAAAAAUAAAUAAAUAAAUGUCACGCCCCUUUUAGAGAAUAAUAAUAAAAAAAAAAAAGAAAAGAAAGAAGGAAAAAACCAAAACACCUUUUUUUCCGUCUUCGCUAAUCGGUGCACAUUACGGUCGGGGUGUGUUUCGCGUAUUUUUUCCGCGAUAUUGUCGUUACCCGUGAUUAUUGUCGUCACCUCCGCGGUCCAAGUCGACGCCGUCGUCAAGCCGAACGCCGUCGCCGCCGCCGCCGACCGGUGUUGCACCGCACGGGACCAGUGACCACCGACCACAACGCUGCACAAGAGCGCCUUUUGUUUUGCUGUGCUGUUGACUGACCAAACGACGACGACAACAACACCGAACGCCGAUUAAAAUUAAAUAAUGACUGAAUACAAACUGGUCGUCGUCGGUGCUGGUGGCGUCGGUAAAAGUGCCUUAACAAUACAGUUAAUACAGAACCAUUUUGUGGACGAGUAUGAUCCAACGAUUGAGGAUUCUUAUCGUAAACAAGUAGUAAUUGAUGGAGAAACGUGUCUACUCGAUAUUCUAGACACGGCGGGUCAAGAAGAAUAUAGUGCUAUGCGUGAUCAAUAUAUGAGAACCGGUGAAGGUUUUCUUCUUGUAUUUGCUAUUAAUAAUACCAAAUCAUUUGAAGAUAUCAGUAAUUACAGGGAACAGAUAAAACGAGUAAAAGAUGCAGAGGAUGUCCCAAUGGUUUUGGUAGGCAAUAAGUGUGAUUUACAAAGUAGAGCGAUAGAUGUUAAAGCAGCGUCAGAUUUAGCUAAACAAUAUGGUGUACCAUUUAUUGAAACAUCUGCUAAAACGAGACAAGGAGUUGAUGAAGCAUUUUACACUUUGGUCAGAGAAAUUAGGAAAGAUAAAGAACAAAGGUUGCGAGAAAAACGUAAAGCAAAACCAAGAAGGAAACGCAAGCACUGUUACCUCUUUUGAAUAUAAGUGAAACAAAUGGAAUUUUUUUAUUUAAAUUAAAAAAAAAAGGACCUAACAAGAGUGUCCUCGUCAUAUUUUAAUUAAUGUAAACACACUUUAGGCUCAGGGAAGUGUGUUUUCAUCAUUUAUAAUAUUGUUCAGUUAAAAGCAUGUAUUGAAUAUAUUUAUUUGAAUGAUAAACAAAAAACAAAUAACUUUUGGAAUCCCGAUCAAUAGAAAUUUAUGUUCAAAGAAAGAACAUUAUACAAAGGACCCCUUUAACAAGUUGACAUCUUGUUUUGAGAUCCGAUUUUAAUAUUGCUAUUUUUAUCGUCUUAUUAUUAAUAAAAAUUUAAAAAAUAUAUAUUUAUAGUGUUAUUCGAUUAUCUAAAAUAUUUUCCUGCCCCAUUUAUUUUUCUCAAAAUCGUGCUUCCAGUAUUCAUAGGAGCUAUUGAUUUGUGCAUAGGCUUUACUACAAUUUUUUUUUUUUUUUUUGUCAAUAGGUACAUGAUUUUAUUGUUUAACAUCAAUAAACAAUACUAUUGAUCAUAUCUUUUGAACAGUUAACUGGUUUAACUACUUUAUUUUCUUUUUUAUUUUACUUAAAUCAUAGUAUAAAAGCAACGAAAUGCAAUACUUUAAUUAUUUCUAGUUAAAAUGUACAACUUUAUUUUAAAUUAAAAAUACGUUUGGUCAAUAUAAAACUAUGUUAUAAUUCCUGUUCAAAUUACUUUUUUUCUUAUUUUAUUAGAUUUCUAUUUCCACUCUGCCUUGUGAUCAGAAGUAGCAUAUGUAUAUUUUAUUGAUAAUUGUUUUAUGUAUUUAUGUAUAUAAUAUAUAUAUAUAUAUAU